AUGUCGGAUUACUUUAGCGUGAAGCCAAUCCCACCCGAAAAUGCGCUCGGUGGGGAAAGCUUCAGCAAUGUGUCGACGCCGAACCAGCUUAGCCCGAACUAUGGUGUGAGAAGGGUGUCGAAGCCUGGGAACAACAGUCAAGACGAUUUUCACUCUGUCCACUCCUCGCAGUAUCUGAUCGAUAUGUUGCCCGACAGUCUCACUUUGAAAGAUAACCAGACCAGUUCGCACCUGUCUGCCAACAAGGACUACAUUUUACCUAAAACGAAUGAGCGUUCUCCCUAUUACGUUGGUGUGCCCGUACCCAACCCGCUGGCAGUCUCGCAGAAUACUAUGCAAGAGGCCGGUGCGGACGACGAGGCGGAGAGCUAUUACGUCAGGGAGUACCCUACCGAUAUCUUGAUGGACAGGUUUCAUAAAUGGAAGAAAGUUCUGAAGGGUUUAAGUAACUACCUCAGAGAGGUGGCCUAUUCGGAGGAACAGUUUGCCAGAAUUCACUUACAGUUGAAGGCAAGCAUUAAAUUCCCCUUCUUGACUGAUUUGGAGGAAGGUACUAACAAACUAAUCGAUCCGCUCACCACUGCGAAACCAAUCAAGAAGCAACAGCCGAAAACACUAGCGCAACAGAAAGCGGCUGCCGCUUCAUCAUCAACUAUACCCGAUGACGCUCCUAAUAUGUAUGGCACAGAGUUUGAGUCUGAGUCACGGCUUCCGAAUGCACCCUUCGCCGCUAACUACAAUGGUAAAGAGAAUACUGAGGUACUUGCUGCGUCAGGGUUUAUGAAGUUUGGUUCUGGGUCCGUGCAGGACUUGCAAGUCGUUUUGAAAAAACAUCAUGUGGCAAUGGCCAACCAACAGUUGAAAAUCUCGAAAGAGAUCUCGACUACGGUGAUUCCAAAACUGGACAGUUUGCGCAAGGAUCUGAACUUCAAGAUUAAAGAGAUCAAAGACUUGCAUGGAGACUUCAAGACCAAUAUCAAGACACACUUGAUGCUUACGCAAAAGCUGCUGGGCAAGUAUAUUGCCUCUGUGAAAUUCAUGAGCACCCAGUCUUCAGCGCAAACCAAUCCUGACUCGAUCCAUUUGCACCCAAAGCACGAUCCAUACCUGUUGAAACUGCAGCUAGAUCUUCAAUUGAAGAGACAAAUCGCCGAGGAAAAUUACUUGCGAGAGGCGUUCAUCAAUUUACAGUCGUCCGGUAUGAAAUUGGAGAAAAUAAUUUACGGGAAGUUGCAACAUGCUUUACAACGGUAUUCUGCUCUGAUGGAUUCCGAGGCAAGAUUGAUGAUCAAAAAUUUGUGCCAUGAGUUGCAACAAGGAUUGCUCACUAAGCCACCCGCUGUGGAAUGGGACCAUUUCGUCUCUCAUCAUCCUUCAUGUUUGUUAGACUUGAAAUCCAAUGAUCCAAUACCUCCGUUACGGAAACUUUCGGAUAUUGUGUAUCCAAAUAUGAAAUGCUCUGUCGCAAAAUGCAUCCGAGCAGGAUAUUUCUACAAAAAAUCAAACUACGCAAAGAAUUACACCAAGGGUUAUUUUGUUUUGACGCCCAAUUACUUGCACGAGUUUGAAAGUAGUCACUUCUAUGAAACAAUUGGGAAACAACCCGUCAAUUCUACCAGAGCGGGGUCACAUCUACCGGCCUCUUCGGGAGUAUCAUCGACUGCACAAAACCAAACAACUACAACAACGAGUGCCUCUGGAAGCGGCAUCCACACAGCUUCGUUGACACCCACCUUAAGUAUUCCGCUGAAUGACUGUACUUUAUCAAAAGGGUCUGAACACCAUUUUACCCUUACCGGUAGAGUGUUGUUUAAUGAAGGCAGGAUCUUGACGAAGGCAACUAAGCGUGCGUCUGUCCCAAAUAAUCACGGCUCUUCCAUUCAAAGUCUGUCUUCGGCAUCCUUAAAUCCUGCUCUUCAUAAUUCUGCGAAAAUGGUGUAUGACGCCCCCAAAUCUGUUCUGGGCAAGAAAAUUCCUUUCAAGAAAUUACUGAACCCUGCAAAGUCCAGAUACACGAAGCAUGAGGAACAGCAAAGAAAGAUUGAACUUAAGGAGGCAAAUUUACUGAAGGAGCAGGAAGCGAAGAACGUUGUUACCUGGACAUUUAAGCUUGUAUCUGAUGAACCGAGCGAGGAAGAACUAAGGCAUUUUAAAAAAUGGGUUCAAGAUUUGAAAAGUUUGUGUGCUUUUAACACUACCCCUGAAAGAGUGAAGUUCAUCGAGGAUAGAGUCUUGAAGCUGCAACAAGGAAAACAACCUAGGGCUAUCAGAUCAACAAGUGGGUCAUCAGUCCCAACUUUGAACGAAUAUAAUGGUCCUCGUCAUUCAGUCGAUGCUUCCUCUUCGACAGUUCACCUCAUGGAUAUGAACAUCAGACAAAACCAGACUAGGCCGCAGUACAUUUCUAUACAAAACUCUCCGAUCACUUUGCCAGAGAGUAGCUUCCGGACCAAGAUUAACACACCUGCUAUUGACGACAAUGGCAAUUUGAUUACUAUGGAAGGGAGAAGUUAUUAUGCGAACCCAGUUUCCAUGAACCCUACACCUACAGUAUCGCCUAGUCACUCGUCUACUUCAGAGAAUACUUAUGUUGCUGGUUUAUUGCCCCAACAGUUGACACAGCAAUUGAAUCAAUUGAAUCAACAGCCCAAAUUGCAGCCUAUGUCGACGACACCAACUGGUUCAUCCAUGACAAAUGCCCCAACCAGACAAAGGCACCAGAGAAACGUAUCACUUCCCACUUCCUUAAAGUCUGUCCACUCUCCAGGUAGUCUUCAAUCAGAAGGUAGUGGGUACUUUGGCAUUCCUGUUGCUAGAUCAUCCAAUGAAAAUUUACCUCUAGUGGGUAUCACUCCUCCUCUAUCACGUACAACUAGCCGUGGUACUUCUAUCACCACACCAAGCGUGAAUAGAGUGCCAGUGGUGAAGGUAAAUAAUGAGGAAGUGAAAGAAGCGAGACCAACUUUGACCGAGCGCUCUAGCACCGGUAGUCUACCCUCUUCAGCGACCACAAUGGCGACCGAUUUAUAUCAACGAAACAACUCAAGUGCUACUAACCUGACUACAAGUAGGGUCCAUCCGAUAAGAAAGCAUAAAAAGAACGUUUCCUUUAGUUCUUUGAACAGUUUGAUGUUUGCCAAAAAAGGAGCCUCCUCCAAUUUCAAUGGUAACCAAAUUAUGAAUGGUGGUAUCCGUGAAGAUGAUGACGGCAGUAGCAUUGAGCACAAUGUCAAACAUAACGACGAUAAGGUUAAACUGAACCAAUCAAUUUACUCUUAA
Messenger RNA from Huiozyma naganishii CBS 8797, 3279 nucleotides. RefSeq names its product Ask10p (gene ASK10). The transcript has a single exon. The coding region runs from base 1 to 3279 and encodes 1092 amino acids. NCBI's taxonomy places the organism in Eukaryota, Fungi, Ascomycota, Saccharomycetes, Saccharomycetales, Saccharomycetaceae. The record is from RefSeq and is a predicted model, not a curated record.